UUGAAGAGGAAAAAUGAUUCACAUUUUCAUGAUAAAAACAACGAUAUUUAAGUCAACACUAUAAACGAUCGAGAUGAUUUCACACAAUGACAAGCGUUAAAAAGUUUAGAACAAGGAGUUCAAAACGUUUUUGUGCAGAGAAAUUGUGUUGCAGAUCAGAAUCAACUGUUGCUACUUUUCAUUGUGAUGACUGUGGCUCAGACCAGUGUGAAGAUUGUUGUGAAACAAUACAUUCCACCAAUGUCAGUUUUGAAUUACACGAUAGAAAUGUAAUAAAAGGUCCUCAUCAUUCAGAACUUUGUCAAAUUUCAAAAGUACUUCCAUCUAAAAUAUGCAUAGAUGAGAAUUUUGCAGAUUUAUGGUGUGAAGUGUGUUGCAUAAGCUUUUGCAAUUACUGUUUUGAGGUUUUUCACAAGCUUUCAUCUAGAAAAACGCAUAGAAAAAUAUCAUUUAAAGAGCAUAAACUUCGGGAACAGCAGAAAGCUGAAGAAACACUACAUAUGAACAUCCAGUCAAUGCCCCUGCCUUUGAACAUUCAGCCAUUGUCCCCAGUGUCAGAUGACGAUUCAUUGACCUACAUUUCUUUUCCCCAAGAAGAGUCGAGCAUAGCAAUGAUUAAUACAACACAAGUGCAGUCUGUUAAUAUUAUACCAGAUUUAUGUGUCAAUACAAAUGAUGACGAUAUCAUCAAUACUUUGGCAGAGAGCAUGAUUGAUAGUGAAUAUGAUGAAAUAGCAAGCUUCAUGUUGCUUGAUGACCAAGAACAGUUGAAGGUAUCCAAUGAAGAAGACUUUUUGAAUAAGCUUGAAUGUGACAGUAAUGAUUUAGUAAAAGUUGUGUCAAUAUUUGGAAACACUGGUGAUGGAAAGUCAUUUACACUUAAUCAUACAUUUUUUGGAGGGAAAGAAGUGUUUGAGACAUCCGCUCAACAGAAAUCAUGCACUAUUGGUGUGUGGGCAGCAUAUGACUCAAAGAGUAAAACAAUUGUCAUAGAUACAGAGGGAAUGUUAGGAUUGACAUCCAAUCAGAAUCAACGAUCUAGACUUUUACUCAAAGUUUUGGCGGUAUCAGAUAUUAUUAUAUAUCGUACACGAGCAGAAAGACUACAUACAGAUAUGUUUCAGUUUCUAUGUGAUGCUUCAUCUACAUAUUAUAAAUACUUCUCUACUGAACUCCAGGAUAUGGCUAAAAGAAUUGGAAAGACUCUAGCUGACCUUACACCAGCAGUUAUCGUCUUUCAUGAAACUGUCAAUACACAAAUUUUAUCAGGUAAAAAGUCAGCAGACAGUCAGCUUUGGGACCGAUUUAGUCAACUGGAUUGUAAAUUUCAUUUCAAAGAUUUACAUUAUGUUGGUGUUCAGACAAAAAGACCACCAACUGACUUCACACCAUUGAAGACGGUCCUAGAAACCUUACUGGGAGAUAAAACAAACAGAGCCUCUAGGCAGCCAAAUGUUAUCUACUGUACACUAAAGAAUUUAAACGAUAGAUUUAGUGGACAUUUAGACAGACCAGAGAUUGGAACUUUUCCAGAUCAGAUAUUUUCCUGUCCUGUGAGGUGUUUGUCAUGUCGAGAGAGCUGUAUUAAAUGUAUGAACCAUGGUACCGAGAGUGACAGCCAUGAAACAGAGAAGAGAUGUUCAUACCAACACCAGUAUCAAAACAAAGUAUUUUUAUGCAAGACCUGUUUAUUGGCUGGUAAAGUUAAUGUUGUAGUACCCAAGACAUCAGAAUCAACAGAUAAUGUCUGGAUGGGACUGGCUAAAUAUGUAUGGACUGGAGAAGUUUUAGAGUGUCCCAAUUGUGGAGUAAUAUAUAGGAGUAGAGAACGUUGGUAUGGUAACAAGAAUAUGGAGGACAUUGUUUCGGUAGAAGUCAGACAUGUCUGGCCUGAUGGUUAUAAAAAUCUACAGGGGACCAGCAAUGCUGCCAGAAAAGUCAUUGAUAGCAUGCACUACAUUGCUGAUUCAGUUACCAGUGUCAGUCAGAAACCAACUAAAAUGAUUUCUGAUUGGAUGACAGACCAGAUAGCUCCUGACUACUGGGUUCCUAAUUCACAGAUAACAAAUUGUAAAAAAUGUCAGAAAGAACUUGACAAUGAACAAAAACAUCAUUGCCGUGCAUGUGGUGAAGGAUUUUGUGAUGAAUGCUCAUCAAAGAAAAGACUAAUACCAGAGAGAGGCUGGAAUUUCCUUGUUCGUGUUUGUGAUGAUUGUUAUAAUUUAGAAAACUCAACAGAAAUUACUGGAGGAAAGGAGCCUCAAGUAACUGCCAGGAAAGUUGGUGAGGUGCUGUCGUCUGCUAUCAGUGUUGUUGGUUCUACUGUAACCUAUCCAGUGGGUAUUUUAAAGGAUUCAGCUAGACCAACAUACUGGACUCCAGAUGAACAUAUCUCUAAAUGCUGUGUUUGUGAAACACCAUUUGGACCAAAAUUGAAGAUACACCAUUGUCGAGCUUGUGGAGAGGGCGUGUGUCAUGAUUGUUCCCCAGACAAACGUCCUGUUCCUCUGAGAGGAUGGGAUUAUCCUGUCAGAGUUUGUCAGAAAUGCUUUCAGAAGAAAGAUAAAGUGUGACUGUGUGAUAACUUCAUGGUCAUGUGAUAACUUCACAGUCAUGUGACAACUUCAUCAUUCCUUAUGGAAUUUGUCUCUUUACUGAGACCAUCUGUGUAAAUAGGCCAGAUUUGGGAAAUAAUUAUGUUAUUGAAAAAAAGGCAUUUAAUGUUGUACAGGCUUAUUAUAUAUAAUAGAUUUUCAACGUUAUAUUUUAGAUAAAUUCUUUUAAAUUGAAUGCCUUCAGUACCUGUGAAUUACUUUUAUAUGACAUGUAAGACAGGUGAUAGCGAACACAGAUUAAAUUGUAAAAUAAAAUUCAUUGUAUUUCUUGUUUCAAAAGUUUGGUUUGGUUGAGUUUUACUGUGCUUCAAGAUUUAAUCAAAUACGGAAAAAAGUUUUUAAAGAAUUAGAUACGUUUGAAUUGAUAAAACCGGUUUUAGGCUUCCAUUAAAAUAUGUUGGUUAAAUUGUUUGUUAGAUAUUUUUGUAUGAUUUUAUGUACAUGUUGCCAUCUAAUUUAUAUACAGAUCCUGUGUCCAUCCUUGGAUUACAGAAUCUGACAACCCUCCAUUCUCCUGUCUUUUAUAUAAUUGUUAUGUCACCCAAUCAUUGUAUUCAACUUUUUGAAGGUGUAUAUUAUUACAGUAAUACCCAAGGAUCUUGACAAGUCUUUAUAACAGUAUAAGAGGGCUUUACCAGACCCUUUUAAGUGAAGCCUUGGUCUGUGUUUCUAUUAGAUUUUACAAUUUUAACUGUCACUUUAGAGAACAUUAGUACAUGUACAUGUAUGUGAAUAAUUGGAAAAUGGAUUUAAGUAAUAAAAUGCUACAUAAUAUUUUUAACAAUUUUCUUUAAAAUUCAGUUAUAAUUUUGUAUAAUGUUCUAACUCAAAUAUUUAAUAAUUUGCUUUUUUACUCUAAAAAUUAGUCGUAGGAAAGAGUAGAUCAAGUUUAUGUAAUUAUAAUAUAUGUCCUCAUAUAUAUUUUAAGGUACACAAAUGAACAGUGUAAAUAUUACUGAGAUUAGCAAAUUUUGAUACAGAAAUGUAAUUUAUCAGUGACUCUUUUCAGCUAGAUGAAGACAAAAUGUUUAUGACUUUUUUGCAAAUACAAAUAUUGUUUUUGCUUUAUUCAAUAAAUUACAAAAAAUUGAUUUAUAAGAGAAGAUUAUGCAGAUAAUUUUAAUAUUACAACAGAUUGUAUAAAAUAUAAAUGUAAUUACUUUGAUAUAUAAUGAGGGAAUAAAUAUUGUGACCCCUUUUUAUACGACCGCAAAAAAUUUUGCGGUCGUAUAUUGGUAUGACGUUGGCGUCGUCGUCGUCCGAAGACACAUUGGUUUUCGCACUCUAACUUUAGUUUAAGUGAAUGGAUCUCUAUGAAAUAUUACCAUAAGGUUCAAUACCACAAAAGGAAGGUUGGGAUUGAUUUUGGGGGUUAUGGUACCAACAGUUAAGGAAUAAGGGGCCAAAAAGGGGCCAAAAAUAAGCAUUUUUGUAACUUCCAGACAUAACUUGUGUGUUAGUGUAUGAAUCUCUGACAUUGUACCACAAGGUUCCAUAUCACACAGGGAAUGCUGGGAUUGAUUUUGGGGGUAAUUGCCUCAAAAUAUUAGGAAUUAAGGGCAAAAAAAGGGGCAAAAAACAAGCAUUUUUCUAGUUUCAUGACAAUAACUUGUGUGUAAGUGUAUGGAUCUUUCUGAAAUUGUACUACAAGGUUCCAUAUCACAAAGGGAAAGCUGGAAUUGAGUUUGGGGGUAAUUGCCCAAAACGUUUAGGAAUAAGGGGCCAAGAAGGGGCCAAAAAUAAGCAUUAUUCUAGUUUCCAGACAAUAACUUGUUUUCAAGUGUAUGGAUCUCUCUGAAAUUGUACCACAAGGUUCCAUAUCAUCACACAGGGAAUGCUGGGAUUGAUUUUGGGGGUUAUUGCCUCAAAAUAUUAGGAAUUAGGGGCCAAAAAAGGGACAAAAAACAAGCAUUUUUGUCCAGCCUUCGACUUUAGUCGAAAAAGCGAGACAUAGCGAUCCUACAUUCCGUCGAUUGCGUCCACAAAUAUUCACUCUGUGGUUAAAGUUUUUGAAAUUUUAAUAACUUUCUUAAACUAUCCUGGAUUUCUACCAAACUUGGACAGAAGCUUAUUUAUGAUCAUAAGAUAGUAUCCAGAAGUAAAUUUUGUAAAAAUAAAAUUCCAUUUUUUCCGUAUUUUACUUAUAAAUGGACUUAGUUUUUCUGCCGGGAAAUAUUAUAUUCACUCUGUGGUUAAAGUUUUUAAAAUUUUAAUAACUUUCUUAAACUAUCCUGGGUUUCUACCAAACUUGGACAGAAGCUUGUUUAUGAUUAUAAGAUAGUAUCCAGAAGUAAAUUUUGUAAAAUAAAAAAUCCAUUUUUUCCUUAUUUUACUUUUAAAUGGACUUAGAUUUUCUGCCAGGAAACAACACAUUCACUCUGUGGUUAAAGUUUUUAAAAUUUUAAUAACUUUCUUAUACUAUUUUGGAUUUGUACCAAACUUGGACAGAAGCUUGUUUAUGAUCAAAAGCUAGUAUCUAGAAGGAAAUUUUGUAAAAAAAUAAAUCCAUUUUCCCGUAUUUUACUUUUGAAUGGACUUAGAUUUUCUGCCAGGAAACAACACAUUCACUCUGUGGUUACAGUUUUUAAAAUUUUAAUAACUUUCUUAUACUAUUUUGGAUUUGUACCAAACUUGGACAGAAGCUUGUUUAUGAUCAAAUGCUAGUAUCUAGAAGGAAAUUUUGUUUUCUUCCAGUUAACAUUACAUUCAGUCUGCAGUUAAAGUUUUUUAACAUUUAUUAGAUUCAUAAACUAUCCUGGAUUUUUACCAAACUUGGACAGAAGCUUCUUACAAUCAAAAGAUAGUAUCAAGAGGAAUAUUUUUAUUGAUUUACUUCCUCAUUUUUGUUGAGCCUGCCAUUAACAGAAAAAGUAGGCGAGACACUGGGUUCCGCGGAACCCUUACAAAUUUUUCUAGUUUCAUGAUAAUAACUUGUGUGUAAGUGUAUGGAUCUUUCUGAAAUUGUACUACAAGGCUCAAUAUCACAAAGGGAAAGCUGGAAUUGAGUUUGGGGGUAAUUGCCCAAAACGUUAAGGAAUAAGGGGCCAAAAAGGGGCCAAAAAUAAGCAUGUUUCUAGUUUCCAGACAAUAACUUGUGUUCAAGUGUAUGGAUCUCUCUGAAAUUGUACUGCAAGGUACCAUACCACAAAGGGAAGGCUGGGAUUGAGUUUGGGGGUGAUGAAUCAUAAGGGGGUUCAAAAAAUUUGGGUUUUUUUUUUUUUUUUUUUUUUUUUCCCUUUUUUUUUUUCUUUUAAAAUUUUCCAUUUUAAGUUGGUUAUUUCUGUUUUAUAUUUAAAAGCAAAUAAUAAUGAUAUGGUAGGAGAUACACACCAAACAGGAUGUGUAAAUUAUUAUAUAACAAGUAUUGUGCAAAAGCAAGAAAUUUUCAAUUGCACAGUAUUGCACAAUAGCAAGAAAUCUUCAAUUGCACAGUAUUGCGCAAUAGCAAGAAAUCUUCAAUUGCACAGUAUUGUGCAAUAGCAAGAAAUAUGCAAUAGCACAAUAUCGCGCAAUAGCAAGAAAUUGUCAAUUGUACAGUAUUGUGCAAUAGCAAGAAAUAUUCAAUUGCACAGUAUUGUGCAAAAGAAGAUACUUCGUAUAAAUUGCUUAUUUCUUGACCAAUUUCAAUGGGGUUUUAUUCUUGAAUUCUUGGGGUUCUUUAAUAUGCUGAUUCUAACCGUGUAUUAAGUUUUUGGAUUUUGGGCCCCGUUUUCAAAUUGGUCCACAUUGAGGUCCAAAGGGUCCAAAAUUAAACUUUGUUUGAUUUCAUCAAAAAUUGAAUUAUUGGGGUUCUUUGAUAUGCCGAAUCUAACCGUGUAUUUAGAUUCUUAAUUUUUGGUUCUGUUUUCAAAUUGGUCUACAUUAAGGUCCAAAGAGUCCAAAAUUAAACUUAGUUUGAUUUUUAACAAAAAUUUAAUUCUUAGGGUUCUUUGAUAUGCUGAAUCUAAACAUGUAUUUAGAUUUUUGAUUAUGGGCCCAGUUUUCAAGUUGGUCCAAAUCGGGGUCCAAAAUUAAACUUUGUUUGAUUUCAACAAAAAUUGAAUAUAUGGGGUUCUUUGAUAUGCUGAAUCUAACCAUGUAUUUAGAUUUUGGAUAUUGGACCAUAAUAGGUGAAUGUCCAAUUUAAAAUUUUUAAGUUCUUAGAACACAUUCAUUCUGUGUCAGAAACCUAUGCUGUAUCAAAUAUUUAAUCACAAUCCAAAUUCAGAGCUGUAUCAAGCUUGAAUGUUGUGUCCAUACUUGCCCCAACUGUUCAGGGUUCGACCUCUGCGGUCGUAUCAAGCUGCGCCCUGCGGAGCAUUUUAUUCUUUUUGUCGAGCCUUCGACUUUAGUCGAAAAAGCGAGACAUAGCGAUCCUACAUUCCGUCGGCGUCGGCGGCGGCGUCCACAAAUAUUCACUCUGUGGUUAAAGUUUUUGAAAUUUUAAUAACUUUCUUAGACUAUCCUGGAUUUCUACCAAACUUGGACAGAAGCUUGUUUAUGAUCACAAGGUAGUAUCCAGAAGUAAAUUUUGUAAAAAUAAAAUUCCAUUUUUUCCGUAUUUUACUUAUAAAUGGACUUAGUUUUUCUGCCGGGAAAUAUUACAUUCACUCUGUGGUUAAAGUUUUUAAAAUUUUAAUAACUUUCUUAAAAUAUCCUGGGUUUGUACCAAACUUGGACAGAAGCUUGUUUAUGAUCAUAAGAUAGUAUCCAGAAGUAAAUUUUGUAAAAAAAUAAAUCCAUUUUUUCCUUAUUUUACUUUUAAAUGGACUUAGAUUUUCUGCCAGGAAACAACACAUUCACUCUGUGGUUAAAGUUUUUAAAAUUUUAAUAACUUUCUUAGACUAUCCUGGAUUUCUACCAAACUUGGACAGAAGCUUGUUUAUGAUCACAAGGUAGUAUCCAGAAGUAAAUUUUGUAAAAAUAAAAUUCCAUUUUUUCCGUAUUUUACUUAUAAAUGGACUUAGUUUUUCUGCCGGGAAAUAUGACAUUCACUCUGUGGUUAAAGUUUUUAAAAUUUUAAUAACUUUCUUAAAAUAUCCUGGGUUUGUACCAAACUUGGACAGAAGCUUGUUUAUGAUCAUAAGAUAGUAUCCAGAAGUAAAUUUUGUAAAAAAAUAAAUCCAUUUUUUCCUUAUUUUACUUUUAAAUGGACUUAGAUUUUCUGCCAGGAAACAACACAUUCACUCUGUGGUUAAAGUUUUUAAAAUUUUAAUAACUUUCUUAUACUAUUUUGGAUUUGUACCAAACUUGGACAGAAGCUUGUUUAUGAUCAAAAGCUAGUAUCUAGAAGGAAAUUUUGUUUUUUCCCAGUUAACAUUACAUUCAGUCUGCAGUUAAAGUUUUUAAACAUUUAUUAGAUUCAUAAACCAUCCUUGAUUUUUACCAAACUUGGACAGAAGCUUCUUACAAUCAAAAGAUAGUAUCAAGUGGAAUAUUUUUAUUGAUUUACUUUGUCAUUUUUGUUGAGCCUGCAAUUAACAGAAAAAGUAGGCGAGACACUGGGUUCCGCGGAACCCUUACGAAUUUUUUCUUAAAGCAUUUAAUACAGACUAUCUUCUUCACUUUAUUAAGUAUAAUUUAAGAUUCUAUUAUUUAUAUUCUUACUUGUCACAAUAAUUUAUUAAUCUGAAUAAACAAAACAACAACAAAUUUGCACAACCUAUAGCUUGAAAAUAAGGCCAUUAACAUAUGUUUUUUGGGUUUUUUUUUCAGGAAAUAGAUUGUUAUAAACAACAUUUAUACAAAAAUGUUCCUUCAUUAUUUGUUUUACAUGUACUUUUAUACUACCAUAAAUGAUAGGCUGAAAAUAAAUACCUGUAUUUGGCAAGUAGCCAGAAAAAAAUACUUGGCAAGUUGACAAAUAAAAAUGCUACUUUUUAUAUAAUGUUAAUGUCAUAUCAUUUUAGGGCAGUUUAAAAGAUCAUAUAAUUGUGAAAUGCCUAAUUUGGGUUUAUAUACUUGUUUGAAUUUAAAUUCAAAUUUGGGAUUUCUUUAAAAUGGUGAUAGGAUGUAUCAUAUAUAUAAAUGUACAGUUAAAAAUGAAGUUUAAUCAAAACUUUAAAUAUGUAGGUACAAUCAUGUAAUAUAUACUUAGAAUUUGCCAUUUUAAUCAGAACAUACGGUAAUAAGUUUAUUUUUUUAUUUUUAUUUUAAAGUAAAGUGCAAGGAAUUGUAAACCUACUUUAUUCUUACUUGGUUGUAGUCUUGUGUGAAUCAGUCUCUGAAAGGUCUGUUAUACAUGAGGGUCUGGAUGGGGUUUACAGAAUAGAGAAUAAUGGACCAAGAGUACAGAAAAAUGGACAAAGAGUAUAGAAAAAAUGAGCCAAAAAAUAAAAAUAGGCCAAAAUAAUAAAGAAUAAAGACAAUUUGAGUGCUUCAAUAUAAAGAAUAGAGAAAAUGUCCCAAAAAAAUUAGAUUACAAGAAUGAAGGAUCCCAAUCCAGACCCUCUUAACCCCAUCAAGACCCUCGUACAUCUGUUUGUUUAGGCGAAGAAAUCUUAGUCUGUAACUUUUCAUUAGCAUAAAUUUAAGAUAUUAAACCAGUAAUUUGUAUAAGGUUUGUAUCAACCAUUUUCAUAUAAACAUGUUCUAAGCUUUUAAGUACCAUAGAUUAUUUUAAUUCUAUUUCACAUAAAUGCAUGUAUGAAAUGGCCUAUUACAAACACAUUACUGAUUUGACAAGAGCUGUCUCCCUUAUUAAAGGUCUGUCCCUCUUAAUUUCAUUCUUAGGCCAGACAAAAUAAAUAAGUAGCUUUGCCAUGUUUAGAUUAGUCAGGAAUUUAUUAUACCUGUUUAAUUUUUCACAUAAAAGUCAUUACUGAUUAUUCAAAUGAAAAGAGGUAUAUGUAAACAGAUGAGACUGGUUCUUGAAAAGCUUUGUCCAAGUACUAUUAUAUUAUUGCUUUUCUAGUGGUUAUUGGGUUUCUUAAUGAAAUUUUAAAAUAGAGUGCAAUAUAUGUUCAGAAUGGUGUAAGAUUAUUUAUUAAUGAUCCUUAGUCAUAAUUGUUAUUUACCUGGAUUCUAUUGGCUAUUCUAAAUCAAAUGUCUGUGUGGGUGUGGAGUGUUGAAAGGCAUGGUUUUGCAAGACCCCCAACUAUACAAUUUAUAUAAAAAAUGUAAUGCAUUAUUGUGUGGAAAGUUGUUUUUGAACCUUACCACCCUUAUGUUAUAAAUAUUUGAUACCUUCCAACCCCACACAAAUAAUUUUGGAAUAGUCCUUAGGUAGAAGCUGCUGGGAUUGGUUUUCAUUUGAGAUUCAGAAAGUAGAGGAUUUAUUUAAACACGUAAACAUGAUAUUGUUGUAGAAUCUUACAGUUCUUUUCAUAAUGCUAGCAAGACAAAGGUUUGUUUGGCUUGCUUGCUUUGUUUGUAUAAAUGUUUGCUCAAGCAUUGUAAUUAAGAUUGACAUCUACAAACAAUAUAAGUAGGCGGAAUUAAACCUGUGUAUAGGUAAAUUUGAUUAUUUGAUAAUGUCCAAUCAAAUUUAAAUAUAAUGUAUACAAGUUUAAAUCCGCCUUUUUAUGUUGUUUUCAGAUGUCAAUCUUAUUUACAAUGCUUGAGCAAACAUUGAUACAAACAAAGCAAGCAAGCCAAACAAACCUUUGUCUUGCCAGCAUUAUGAAAAGAGCUGUAAUAUUAAAAGAACAUUUGUGCAUGCUAAAUUUAAGAAUAACAAGAUCAGAGUUGAAACAAGACAGGAUGCUAUAAUAAGGGCCCUAUUAAUCUUUUUAUUCAAUCUUUUAUACUUUAUAAUCUUUACACCAAAUACAUCUUGUAUUAUUUAAAUUUUUAGCCCAAAAAAGGCCCAAAAGGCAGGAAUCCCUAAUAAUAACCCAAUCAGUAUAAAACCUAAUAACAAUUUUAAUGUGAUACUAGCUUUUUGUUUCUUUUAUUGUUGAUUUAUUUACAUGAACUUUGAACUUUGUUGAUUUUUAAAUUAAAAUAUAAAUUGAU
This is a messenger RNA of Mytilus californianus (California mussel), 10550 nucleotides long. RefSeq names its product zinc finger FYVE domain-containing protein 1-like. Lineage: Eukaryota; Metazoa; Mollusca; Bivalvia; Mytilida; Mytilidae. Bases 87 to 2573 code for a protein of 828 amino acids. The record is from RefSeq and is a predicted model, not a curated record. The transcript is spliced from 11 exons. Gene Ontology annotation, molecular function: GTP binding; GTPase activity; metal ion binding.